Blepharisma stoltei is the source of this 651-nucleotide messenger RNA. Lineage: Eukaryota; Ciliophora; Heterotrichea; Heterotrichida; Blepharismidae. The record is from the annotation of a GenBank genome assembly.
AUGCAAAAUUUGCAGGACGAGGAUUAUGAUUAUCUCUAUAAAAUAGUGCUUGUUGGAGAAGCAGGAGUAGGUAAGACACAUUUGCUUUCACGAUACAUAAAGGGAACCCUUCCAAAGAACCCAACAUCUACUAUUGGUGUAGAAUUCGCGACUCGCACUGUUCCGUUGCUUUCCGGAGGCACUGUUAGAGCUCAAAUAUGAGACACAGCUGGCCAAGAAAGAUACAAAUCAAUUACCAGUGCCCAUUACAGAAGAGCAGUAGGAGCAUUACUUGUGUAUGACGUUACCAAUGAAAGAUCUUUUGUUAACUUGAAAAAAUGACUUGCUGAUCUCAAAGAAAAUGCUGAGCCAAAUAUCGUGAUUAUGCUUGUUGGGAAUAAAAUUGACCUUGGAUCAAAUGAUCCUACAGCCAAAAAGGUACCUUCUGAUUUGGCUCAGAAGUUUGCGAAAGAUCAUGGGAUGCUGUUUGAGGAAACAAGUGCGGUCACAACGACUAGAGUUAGAGAAGCCUUUGAGAAUUUGUUGCAAGGUAAAAAAUAAAUAGAAAUCUAUAUCGUCAAAUCACGGUCUAACAAAGGAGCUAGACAAAAUGAAAGCCAAGGGAACGUGCUAAUUCCGAAGUUUGAGAAAAGAUCAGGAUGUUGUAAUUAA